Capra hircus (goat) is the source of this 1243-nucleotide messenger RNA. Its product is annotated as maestro heat-like repeat family member 5. NCBI's taxonomy places the organism in Eukaryota, Metazoa, Chordata, Mammalia, Artiodactyla, Bovidae. The coding region runs from base 178 to 1161 and encodes 327 amino acids. Gene Ontology annotation, cellular component: cytoplasm. The transcript is spliced from 6 exons. The record is from RefSeq and is a predicted model, not a curated record.
GGGGAAGAGCCCCUGCUGCUCACACUGCCCCGGGAAAGAAGGGGAGGCUUCCCACAAGGGCCCCGGGGUGCUGGGGCGCCAACCCGCCGGGUCUCCUGGAGCCGGGCGUCCUCACCAAGGAGGAGGCAUAGGGGAGGGUGCUGGGGGCUGGGGGUGAGGGGUGUCUCCUCCCUCCCCAUGUGCGACACCCAGGGGGAGGCCUCCCCUCUGCUGGCAUGUCCCCACCGACACCCCCUUUGCUGGCACCCCUCUUUUCCUGCACCCCUCUUUGCCAGCACCCCCUCUCUGCCGGCAAAGCCCCUGCCAGCACCUGGGUCCAGGGACAGGAGGGGUGUGCCCCCGUCAGCCUGUGUGUGGUGGGGGUGGGGGCAGCUCCCCGGCGGGUGGCACUGUCCCGGCGCCCAUCCACAGGGGAAGCAGCUCCGCGCCCUGCAGCCCUACGUGCUCAGCUGCUGCUACUCUGCGGACGGCAGUGUCGUGGCCAAGACCUUCCAGGUGCUCAGGGACCUGGUGGACCAGCUGCCCUGGCAGCACUCGGCCGCCUUCCUCAUCCAGCUCGCGUUCACCCUCCCACCCUUCCUGGAGGAGGAGUCCGAGCAUCUGCGCCUGACAGCCUUUGAGAUCUACGGGGCACUCCUGGCCAAGGUCAGCAGGAGGGUCUUUGUCUUCCCCUUGAGGCACCAGGUCCUCAACCUGCUCAUCCUCCUAGUACUCCACCUGGAGGAUGCCAACAGCAGAAUCGCUCAGAUCUCCCGGCCCACCCUCUGCCACCUGGCCACCUUGCUGGGCUGGUCAAAGCUCAGGGCGACUUUCGCUGAGAAAGACGUGUGGACCAUCCUCAGUGCCCUGCUGCAGCAGGAGGCGGGCCGAGCCCUCUGGUUCCUGAAGCAGAGCGUACUGCUCUUCAGGAGCCCGCAGGUCCCCAUCCGCCGGACCGCCGUGUGGUUCGCAGGCCAGAUCCUCCAGACCCUGGGCGCUGAGGAGGCCAGGGAGAUGGACGAGGUCCACGCAGCCCUGAGGCACAUGCGGGCAGACCCAGACCCCACAGUCAGCUGCCUCGCCACGCAGACCUCCUACAUCCUGGAGGCCAAGGAAAAGACAUGGGUCGCCAGCUCCACCUCCUGCUUCUGCCCCAGGAGGUUGCGGAAGGCCUGCUUCUGAGCCCACGGCUCGUCAGAUGAGCUUGCGGCGGCAGAGACCAUGGCCUGGCUUCUGAACCGUGCUGUAGAUGUGGGGCGUCCCU